Moesziomyces antarcticus is the source of this 2088-nucleotide messenger RNA. RefSeq names its product glycoside hydrolase. Lineage: Eukaryota; Fungi; Basidiomycota; Ustilaginomycetes; Ustilaginales; Ustilaginaceae. The record is from RefSeq and is a predicted model, not a curated record. The transcript has a single exon. Gene Ontology annotation, biological process: glucan catabolic process. Gene Ontology annotation, molecular function: glucan endo-1,6-beta-glucosidase activity. Bases 1 to 2088 code for a protein of 695 amino acids. Gene Ontology annotation, cellular component: extracellular region; cell surface.
AUGAGGCUCCUUCCACGUGACACAAGCCUCAACACGGUCGCUAGUGCCCUCUCCCUAGCGGCUGCAAACUACAAGCCCAUCCCGCAGCUUCCCACCGCCAACCAGAGCACCUCCAUCGCCAGUUCUGGUCAGGGUCGCAAUGCCCUCAACAGCAAGGGUAACUCGUUCCAGGUUCAGAAGACCGGUUCCACCACCGACUGGUCCGCAACGCACAAGACUUCGGACUGGGGUGUCCCUUCCACUCUCUUCAUCCCUGUCGAUGCUGCCAACCAGACCACGAGCGCCGACGGUCGCAAGCUCGCCUCGUCCCGCUCGGUCGGUCCAGGCAACUGCCCCUAUUCCGCCGGAUACACGCCAAAUGGCGGCUGGGACAAGCUCCCAGCCCCCGUAUUCCCCGAUUUUGACCCGGUCAAGGCGACCAUCAUGCGAUACCGCCAGCAGCAGGGCGUCAACCUCGGCUCGUGGUUCGUACAGGAGGGCUGGAUGGAGGGUGGCUUCAUGUCGUGUGCCACGGGCACCAAACAGGCCGAGUUCGAUAUUCUCGACGGCUUUGGCACCUCGCGAGACGGUCUCUCUUCUGCCCGCGCUUACAUGGAGCAGCACUGGGACACCUGGAUCACCGAAGACGACUUCAGGAAGCUCGCCCAGAUGGGUAUCAAUACGGUGCGCCUCCCCAUCGGCUACUGGUCCGUAGGACCCUACUUCACCCACUACAGUCCCUUUGAGCAGUACAGCUCUGUCUACGAGUACAGUUGGCGCUACGUCGCACGUGCCAUCAACUGGGCCGCCAAGUACGACAUUGGCGUCAUCGUCGACCUGCACGGCGCGUACGGCUCGCAAAACGGCCAGGCCCACUCGGGUCUCAACGACGGCAACAUCCAAUGGUACAACUCGUGGAAUCAGAACCUUACCACCGAGAUUCUCGUUUGGAUCGCCAACGAGAUCUCGGACGUGACCAACGUGAUCGGCAUCCAGCUGCUCAACGAGCCCCAGAACCGCGACAGCUACUGGACCUGGCUGCCCACCGCCAUGGACGCCAUGCGCGCAGCCUCGCCGUAUGCCAAGACCAUUCCGCUCUAUUUCCACGAUGCCUUCGUCCUCGAAAAGGGCGCUGCAUUCGUCCAGAAGCGAUCCGACUUUGUCGUCUCGGACCACCACGCCUACUACGUCUACACCCCUCAGGACCAGGCCCUGUCGGCACAGGGCCACAUCUCGAAGCUCGACGGAUCCAUCAUGAACCAAUUUGUUCAGCAGUCCGCUGUGGCGCGUCGCAACCUCAUCGUCGGCGAAUGGUCGUGCGCCCUGGCGUGGAGCUCGAUCCAGGGCAGUCAGAACCCGAACAGGGACCAGACCGAGUUCUGCCAGACUCAACAGGAUAUCUGGCAGACCACCGGUGCAGGCUGGACCUUCUGGUCGUACAAGAUGGAGAACUGUGACCAGAAUUCGGGUUGGUGCUUCCAGAGCGCUGCCAACAAGUUCCUGUCUGGCAACUUUUCGUCGUGGGGCAUCCCCAUGUCGAAGCUUUCCCUCGCCGGGAUCGCCAACGCCACGGGCGACAAGCUCUCGCCUCUUGCCUCGCUGCGCACCGACAUCAGCCGCGUCCGUCUCCCCACCAACGGCACCUCGGCCACCGCAGGCAAGUCUUUCCUCGUCGUUGCCGGUGAGGAGGACGAGGACCCGUUCACCCUGGUCGGCCCCAACGGUUUCGGAAACUCGCUCUUCACGCCCGCAGCUGCCGACGCCGCCGAGAGUGCUGUAGCCGCCCGCGGAGUCGGCGGCUUCGCCUCGCGCGCCGCCCGCGUUGUGCAGCAGGAGCGACGUGCCGCCACCAACGCGAGCGUCUCCGACCGCGGCUUCUCGGACGGCUUCUACACCUCGCGCAUCCUGGCUGCGUCGACCGACUCGCUCUCGCGCCUCGGCUUCGCCACCCAGUACCAGCAGGACACGUUCAAGGCCUACCUUGACGCCGGCCGCUUCAAGACGUCCGACCGCGCCGCGUACAACGCCCAGUUCGUCCAGGGCGUCAAGGCCGCCGAAAACGCCAUCAGCUUCCUCGUCUCGAGCUACGUCUCCAAGGCCAAGAACUGA